UGGCGCCGCUCUUUCAUUGGCCCAGGGCAAACGAGGAUUCGAGAGGCAGCCAUUUCUAACGAACCGGAGCUAGGGGCGGAAGAUGGCGGAGGCUUGGAAGAAUUAUCUGGAGGACGAGAACACAGCGCCCUUCGCCUUCCAGCAACUUCGGGACGUAAUCGGAUCUCAGGGGCGAGUGAUCCACCGGCUCAGAAGCGCGAUGGCCAUCCAGGAAGAGAAAUUUGUGAGUAAAGAAGAAUACGAAGCUGUGGUAAAGAAGUUGGAGGAGGAAAAGGCAGCCCAUGCCCAGACCAAGGGCCUGUUGGCUAAAGAGACAGAGAAACUUCAGUUCGCUCUUGGAGAAGUGGAGGUGCUGUCCAAGCAGCUGGAGAGAGAGAAGCAGGCUUUUGAAAAGGCGCUGUCCAGUGUCAAGAACAAAGUUCUGACAGAGUCCACCAAGAAGGACAAGCUUCUCACCAAGUGCAAUGAAAUUGAGUCUCACAUUAUAAAGCAAGAAGAUAUUCUUAAUGGGAAAGAAAAUGAAAUUAAGGAACUACAGAAUGUCAUCAGCCACCAGAAACACAUCUUCAGGCAUCAGAUAUCAGACUUCCGGAUUCAGAAGCAGCAAGAGAAUUACAUGGCCCAAGUGCUGGACAGGAAGCAAAAGAAGGCAGGUGCUUCAGGUGCAUGGGAAUGGGAAAUGUGUGUCAGGGCCCGACUUUCCACUUAAGCCAGC
Messenger RNA from Trichosurus vulpecula (common brushtail), 715 nucleotides. It is a transcript of the gene SPATA24, whose product is annotated as spermatogenesis associated 24. Gene Ontology annotation, molecular function: DNA binding. Lineage: Eukaryota; Metazoa; Chordata; Mammalia; Diprotodontia; Phalangeridae. The record is from RefSeq and is a predicted model, not a curated record. Bases 83 to 709 code for a protein of 208 amino acids. The transcript is spliced from 7 exons. Gene Ontology annotation, cellular component: cytoplasm; nucleus.